Messenger RNA from Chlorella variabilis, 2937 nucleotides. RefSeq lists its product as hypothetical. The record is from RefSeq and is a predicted model, not a curated record. The transcript has 21 exons. NCBI's taxonomy places the organism in Eukaryota, Viridiplantae, Chlorophyta, Trebouxiophyceae, Chlorellales, Chlorellaceae. Gene Ontology annotation, cellular component: membrane. Bases 27 to 2327 code for a protein of 766 amino acids. Gene Ontology annotation, biological process: proton transmembrane transport. Gene Ontology annotation, molecular function: inorganic diphosphate phosphatase activity; diphosphate hydrolysis-driven proton transmembrane transporter activity.
CUGGAGCUGGUGGGAGACUCGCAAUCAUGGCCGACACCGUCUUCUCGGCGGCCUUCGUUUCAGCGGCCAUCCCCAUCUCGGCCGUCAUCGGCAUCCUCUUUGCCAUCUUCCUGUGGCGGCGGGUUGCCCAGAUCAAGGUCCGCGGCAACGCUGGCGUGCGGUCCGAGAAUGGCCGGGAGUAUCUGCUGGAGGAGGAGCAGCGUGGAGAGUCGGAGAUCGAGGAGAAGGCUGCCGACCUGCAAGCCGCCAUCAGCGAGGGAGCAAACAGCUUCCUCUACACCGAGUACAAGUAUGUCAGCGGCUUCAUGGGUGCCUUCUCGGUGCUCAUCUUCGUGCUGCUGAGCUCCCAGGACGGCUUCUCCACUGAGUGGAAGGAAGACGACAAGGGCGUGCUGCGCGCCCCCGCCAUCUACAACGGCGCCUUCUCCACCCUGACCUUCAUCGUGGGUGCCGUCACCUCCAUCCUGUCUGGCUACCUGGGCAUGGCCAUCGCCACCUACGCCAACGCCCGCACCGCGCUGGAGGCGCGCAAGGGCAUCGCCCCCGCCUUCAUGGCCGCCUUCCGCUCCGGCGCCGUCAUGGGCUUCCUGCUGGCCGGCAACGCCCUGCUGGUGCUCUUCGUGCUGCUGCUGGUGCUGAAGAAGGUGUUUGGCGACGACUGGGAGGGCCUGUACGAGGCCAUCACCGGCUACGGUCUGGGCGGCUCCUCCAUUGCCCUCUUUGGCCGCGUGGGCGGCGGCAUCUACACCAAGGCCGCCGACGUGGGCGCCGACCUGGUGGGCAAGGUGGAGAAGGACAUCCCAGAGGACGACCCGCGCAACCCGGCCGUCAUCGCGGACAACGUGGGCGACAACGUGGGCGACAUUGCCGGCAUGGGCGCCGACCUGUUUGGCUCCUUUGCCGAGUCCACCUGCGCCGCCCUGGUCGUCUCCUCAGUCUCCUCCCUGGGCGCCAGCCACUCGUGGGUGGGCAUGUGCUACCCGCUGCUCAUCACCGGCUCCGGCAUCGUGGUGUGCGUUCUGACCACCCUGAUUGCCACCGACCUCAAGCCUGCGCGCGUCGUCUCCGAGAUCGAGUCCACCCUCAAGAUGCAGCUCAUCGUGUCCACCCUGGUCAUGACCCCGGUCGUCUACGUCAUCUCCGUCUGCGCCCUGCCCGCCGAGUUCACCGGCAUCUUCUCUGAGGAGCCGGACCGCGUGGUCAAGAACUGGCACAUGUUCUUCUGCGUGGCGGCGGGCCUGUGGGGCGGCCUCAUCAUCGGCCUGGUCACCGAGUACUACACAUCCAACCGCUUCACGCCCGUGCAGGAUGUGGCCGACGCGUGCCGCACCGGCGCCGCCACCGACAUCAUCUUUGGCCUGGCUUUGGGCUACAAGUCUGCCAUCAUCCCCUGCAUCAUCAUCGCAGUCGCCAUCUUCACCGGCUUCUCCCUGGCGCACAUGUACGGCAUCGCGUGCGCCGCGCUGGGCAUGCUGGCCACCAUCGCCACCUGCCUGGCCAUUGACGCCUAUGGCCCCAUCUCCGACAAUGCCGGCGGCAUCGCCGAGAUGGCGGGCAUGGGCGAGGACAUCCGCGAGCGCACCGACGCGCUGGACGCCGCUGGCAACACCACCGCCGCCAUCGGCAAGGGCUUUGCCAUCGGCUCGGCCGCCCUGGUGUCCCUGGCUCUGUUUGGCGCCUACGUCACCCGCGCCGGCAUCUCCAUGCUCGACUCAUCCAUCCUGGACCCAGAGGUCUUCUCCGGCCUGCUGGUGGGCGCCAUGCUGCCCUACUGGUUCUCAGCCAUGACCAUGAAGUCUGUGGGCAAGGCGGCGCUGGCGAUGGUGGAGGAGGUGCGCAACCAGUUCAACACCAUCCCGGGCCUGAUGGAGGGCACCGCGCGCCCCGACUACCGCCGCUGCGUGGAGAUCUCCACCGCUGCCUCCAUCUCCGAGAUGAUCCCCCCCGGCUUCUUGGUCAUGGGCACCCCGCUCAUCGUGGGCACCCUGUUCGGCGUGCGCACCCUGGCAGGCGUGCUGGCGGGCGCGCUGGUGAGCGGCGUGCAGAUGGCCGUGUCCAUGUCCAACACCGGCGGCGCCUGGGACAACGCCAAGAAGUACAUUGAGGCCGGCGCCUCGGACCACGCGCGCGAGCUGGGCGGCAAGGGCUCCGACUGCCACAAGGCUGCCGUCAUCGGCGACACCGUGGGCGACCCGCUCAAGGACACCUCCGGCCCCUCCCUCAACAUCCUCAUCAAGCUUAUGGCCGUCGAAUCGCUGGUGCUGGCGCCCUUCUUCCUGGCCCACACUAAGAAUGGCCUGAUCUUCCAGUUCUUCGGCCACAAGUGAUGAGCUCGAGGGCUUGUGGGCGCAUGGCGAGAGUGACUAGGUUGUUACGCCUCUGGCGACGUGAUGGCGGCGCGCUGCCCCGGCGCUGCGCUAUCCGCACUACAUGCUUCCAUCACCCCACCCCACCCAGCCACCCACCGGCGGUCCUGUCCCGCCUUUAUCACUCAUAUGUGAGCGAAGCACCGCACCGCAGCCUUGCUGGGAGAUAAGCCCCAGAGGAUGAACCCCGAUCCUUCCCUUCCUUCUUUCCCCGGGUCGGCGCGCGAGAGCUUCCUCCCUCACACGCCUACCCGGCUGGUUUUGUUGUGGAGUGUUUAAUUUGCUCUGUGCACGUGUGUGCAGCGCGCGCCUGUGCGUGCGUGCGAGCGCACUGUUGCCUGAUGCUCCCUUGCUUUUUGUCUCUUCCCCCUCGUCGCCUCUUUUCACUCACACCCCCCACCCCCAAAUCUGGUCCUGUGUCGUAUAGCAUUGAUUGCGGCCUCGUGCUCCUAGCGUGUUUUGCUUGUCCUUGGGUCUGUGGUGAUUUUGCGACAGGAAUUGCUGAAGUGUCUGGCCGCCCGCUCGCCAGCCGCGCGGCGCGGCCAUUCGAUUUGCAACAAACUCAUGUGUG